Messenger RNA from Cucumis melo (muskmelon), 1782 nucleotides. Its product is annotated as nuclear transcription factor Y subunit A-1-like. Lineage: Eukaryota; Viridiplantae; Streptophyta; Magnoliopsida; Cucurbitales; Cucurbitaceae. The record is from RefSeq and is a predicted model, not a curated record. The transcript has 6 exons. Gene Ontology annotation, molecular function: DNA-binding transcription factor activity, RNA polymerase II-specific; RNA polymerase II cis-regulatory region sequence-specific DNA binding. Gene Ontology annotation, cellular component: CCAAT-binding factor complex. The coding region runs from base 484 to 1293 and encodes 269 amino acids. Gene Ontology annotation, biological process: regulation of transcription by RNA polymerase II.
CGGGGUGUUACUGGAUAAUUAUGUGUCAGAUGAUCACCGGUUUGAAUCUGGAUAAAGCAUUUUGAAGAUGAUGAUGGAUAUAGGAACUGAAAAUUGUUUUGUUACUUUUGUGUCUGUCUGGAUUUCCUGAUUCUAGCUAGUUUGAGUUACUGCAAACAACACUUAGCGGGUCAAAUAAUUUAGAUUCUUUAACUUAUGAAACUAGAUAUUGCUGUUGAUGGGAAUUUAGUGAAUGAGUGUAUUUGUACUUUAGUUUCUACUUUAACAACUUAAAUGCGAUAUGAAAGGGGGACCAGAACUGAAGUUAUGUUACCUGAGAUUAAUUUUUUGUCUUCUUUGUUUAUUUUAAUUCUAAUCAUGCACCAAGUAUGCAUGAUCUGGCACUGUGUACUGUUGGAUCUCUAAACGAGGAUAAAUAGUUCUAUUGGAAGGUGAAGCUCUAUCAAUUCUCUAGAGUUGUGAAUUUUUCAGAGGGUUGAAGGUAUGCAGUCAAAGUCUGAAACCAAUAAUCAGCUCGAUCCAAAUGGUGCACCAUCGACGAGUAUCUAUUAUGAACCCUGGUGGCGUGGCAUGGGGUACAAUACUUUUCCAUUACCUGUGGUUGGGGGAAAUGCUUCCAGUUCAACUUCUCUUGAAUUCCCUAAUGGUGGUUCAGAGUCAAAUGAUGGCCAAUCUGUGUCUAAUAAUGAUGUAAAUGAUGAAGAAGAUGAUGUUUCUAAAGAAGUGCAAGCUACUGGAUCUCCACAUUCUGCGGGAAGCUACAGACAGGAUACUCGGAAGAUGCAGCAUGUUUCGUCCACUUUGCCAGCUAUGCACGGUGAAUGUCUGACGCAGUCUACACAACUCGAACUUGUUGGUCACUCUAUUGCUUGUGCAUCAAAUCCUUAUCAGGAUCCAUAUUAUGGAGGAAUGAUGGCCUUCUAUGGUCAUCAGCCCUUGGGCUAUCCCAUGGUUGGAGGACCACAUGCUAGAAUGCCAUUGCCCAUUGAGAUAGCACAAGACCCCGUUUUUGUGAAUGCAAAGCAAUACCAGGGAAUUUUGAGGCGAAGGCAAGCACGUGCAAAAGCUGAGGCUGAGAAGAAAUCGAUAAAAGCCAGAAAGCCAUACCUUCAUGAGUCUAGACACCAGCAUGCCAUAAGAAGGUCGAGAAGUAGUGGAGGCCGUUUUGCAAAGAAAAGCGAAGCUGACGGAAAAGAAAAGCAUUCUGAUAAAGUAAGCGAGAGUGGUUACCGCCUAAAUGACGGUUCUGAACAGCAGAAAGGAAGCUCCUUGAUGAACAAGGCCUCUGAGUAGCAAGGCAACCUGCACUGAAUGCCAAGACAAUGGCCUGAAUUGUUCAGUGGGGUAGGGAUCGAUUGCUUGUUUGUUAAAAAGUACCGAGUUCCUAGCAAAGCAUGCUAGGCGGCAAAUCAUUCUUGGCUUUGUUGUUCUGUUGCUUUGUAGAAAAAGAAAAAGGGAUGGUGAAUGACAUGUGACUUAUAGGAUCUCGUGGCUUCUUCAAAGGAUUCCUCAAAAGUCCAAGAGAUUUCUUCAUUCGAUUCUCUUUUUUUGCCUUUUUUGUACAGAGUUUAUGAUGACGUAAGGGAGUGGGAACUUUGGUCUCUUGUAUUAUAUUAGCAGAGCGUGAAACUAAAUGAAUCAUAAGGCUUAGGAUAGAUAUAGUGAUUGUGAUUCAUAAAGCUUAGACUUGAAAGAUUUUAGAUUUGAGUAUCUAAAGUUUGACGGAUUAGUGAUGCAAAUCAUAAUUUUCAGAUACAUAAAUGGAUAGAGUUUAAAUGGCUA